Messenger RNA from Aureobasidium namibiae CBS 147.97, 1611 nucleotides. RefSeq names its product MFS general substrate transporter. Gene Ontology annotation, molecular function: transmembrane transporter activity. The coding region runs from base 1 to 1611 and encodes 536 amino acids. Gene Ontology annotation, biological process: transmembrane transport. The record is from RefSeq and is a predicted model, not a curated record. The transcript has 4 exons. NCBI's taxonomy places the organism in Eukaryota, Fungi, Ascomycota, Dothideomycetes, Dothideales, Saccotheciaceae. Gene Ontology annotation, cellular component: membrane.
AUGUCCAAAGAAGCAUCUGUAGAAUUGACGACCUUCGGGCUGGCAUCUAGCAGUGCCGGAAGAACCCCUUCAGUCUUGGAUCCAUCAGAUGAAGAUAUCUCCUCGCCAGCGAAUGCAGCACCAGAGACACCACUAGCUAACGACUCGACAGCGAUUCUGCCAAAAGGGCGAGCAAUUCUUGUCAUCAGCCAAUUGGUCGGUUUGCAGCUCUUCUCCAGUUUCUGCAAUGGCAUCAUCGUGGUUGGUCUGCCCGCUAUCGCAAAUACGCUCAAUCUGGAAGCAGGUCUCCUUCUCUGGCCGACUUCUGUAUUCUAUCUCACAGCUGGAUCAUGCUUGAUGUUGGCUGGAUCAAUCACCGAUGUAUUGGGGACAAGGCCCAUGAUCUUGGCGGCAAACAUCAUUCUCGCCGCGAGCUCUCUUGCGUGUGGCCUGUCACGAAACGGAGGUGAAAUCAUUGCUUUCCGAGGUUUGCAGGGAAUCAGCAACGCAAUAGCCGUUCCAGCGUCAGUUUCCAUCAUCUCGACCAGUGUGGAAUACGGGCAGCCACGCAACCUUGGGUUUUCCUGUCUAGGCUUUUCGGGUCCGCUUGGAUUCCUGCUUGGCUUGGUCCUAGGCGGCGUAUUCGUAGACGGUGUCGGAUGGCGGCCGGCAUUUUAUCUCGUAGCGGCUGCUAGUCUUGCGUUGGGCGUUGUCGGAUUCUGGGCCCUGCCAAAAUCCUCGCGUCCGAGCCAAAGGCGUAGCAUUAGAAAGCGUCUCACCUUUGAGAUCGACUGGGUUGGAACACUCAUCUCGACUACUGGCCUUGUGACGCUGUCAUAUGCUUUGGCAACACUCUCGGCCGACGUCCACAACAUUCGACAGGCAACAACCAUUUCGCUUUUAGUCCUCGGUGCUGCCACCGUCCCAGCGUUCAUAUGGUGGAUGCAUUUCCAGGUCAAGCACAACCGGCCGGCACUGAUACCGAAUUCGUUCUGGAGCAAUACCACUUUUACUAGCAUAUGUAUUAUGAUACUCUUCAGCAGCGCGGUCACCAACGGCAUAGAAGUAUUUGCCAGUCUAUUCUAUCAGCAAGUCCAAGGCUAUUCAGCGCUUGAAGCUUCUGUCCGCAUCUUACCGGCCCUCGUCAUGGCAGUCAUAACCAAUGUCUCGACCGGAUACUUUGUCAACCGCAUGCCUGUCAUGUGGGUAGUCCUUGCUUCUUCUGGCCUGUCUGCCAUCUCACCGCUGCUCAUGGCGGUCAUCGACCCUCAAUGGCCAUAUUGGUACAUGGCAUUCUUCGCACAGGUCCUGCAGCUUUUGAGCUUGAAUGUGCUCUUCACCGUAGGUUUACUCAUUAUCUCCUCCAUUUUCCCUGCGGGUACGCAGGCUCUCGGAGGUGCCGUCUUCAACACUUGCGCACAGCUGGGUACAUCGAUCGGAUUAACAAUCACAUCGGUCAUUGCAGAUUCAAGGACGGCUUCUUCAUCUGAGGUCGACAAAACAUCCCCAAACGCACUUAUGACCGGAUACCGCGCAGCUUUCUGGGCUUUGUUCGCCUGGAUGGUCAUUGUCUGUCUCACCGCUGUCUUUGGUCUGCGUCGUGUAGGCAAAAUUGGCAUGAAGCAAGACUAA